This is a messenger RNA of Coregonus sp. 'balchen', 4600 nucleotides long. Lineage: Eukaryota; Metazoa; Chordata; Actinopteri; Salmoniformes; Salmonidae. The record is from the annotation of a GenBank genome assembly.
CCAUCCACCCCGCACCUGCACACACACACACACACACACUCACCCGACUCCUCCACCUCGCACACCUUCCCUUCCAUCUGCACACGCACCCCCUGGUCUGGCCGGAUGAGUUACCACCCGGUGGACACGGUAGGGAGUCCAUUCAGGAGAAGCAUGGAUAGUAGGACCAGCUACGGCCGCUCCUCCGGAACCCCCUCCAGCGGGUUCCGUUCUCAGUCCUGGUCCCGGUCAAGCCCUAACAAGCCCUACAAGAGGAGCGUCAAUUUGCCGGUAGCCAGAGCGUACAGCUCCACACUCCUCAGCUCCGCCGACAGCGUUGAUUUCAGUCAAACGAACGGAGACUACAAGCGCUCCAACGAGAAAGAGCAGCUCCAGGGGCUCAACGACCGUUUCGCCGGUUACAUCGACAAGGUGCACUAUCUGGAGCAGCAGAACAGCCAGAUCGAGGAGGAGAUCCAGGCGCUGCGGCAGAAGCAGGUGUCACAGUCCCAGUUAGGCGAUUUAUAUGACCAGGAGCUCCAGGAGCUGCGCUCCAUGCUGGAGCAGAUCCACCACGAUAAGUCGCAGAUCCAGCUCGACACGGACCACAUCGAGGAGGACAUCCAGAGAAUUAGGGACCGCUUCGAUGAGGAAGCUCGCAUCAGGGAUGAGACGGAAGGCAUCAUCCGGGCGCUCAAAAAAGAUAUGAAUGACUCGGAGUUAGUGAAGUCGGAGUUGGAGAAGAAAGUCCAGUCACUGCAGGAUGAGAUUGCCUUUAUCCGUAACAACCAUGAGGAAGAGGUGAGCGAGCUGUUUUCCCAGGUGCAGGCGUCGCAGGUGACCAUGGAGAGGAAAGACUUCCAGAAGACGGACAUCACCAAGGCGCUCCGGGAGAUCCGCACCCAGCUCGAGGGCCACUCCAACCAGAACCUGCAGCAGGUGGAGAACUGGUUCAUGUGCCGCUAUUCCAAGCUCACUGAUGCUGCAGAACAAAACAAAGAUGCAAUCAAGUCCGCCCGUGAUGAGAUUUCCGACUACCGCCGCCAGCUCCAGUCCAAGACCGUGGAGUUAGAGUCCGUCCGUGGAACCAGGGAGUCACUGGAGAGGCAGCUGAAUGACAUCGAGGACAGACACAACAAUGACCUGUCCAGCCUGCAGGUAUGAUGAGACCCGCUGUUGGCAUUGUUUUCAUACAGAAACCUGUGGUCUGUAAAGUUGUAUUCUUUGUGUAAAUAGAGAAGCAAUGUAGUGGAGAGAGUUGGCUAAAUAAUAUAAUCAGAUGUUUUUCGUUUAUCAUAUAGGCUAUCAAAUUGUGACAGAGUCGUGUGAGGAUAUUAUCACCAUACCUUUGAGGUUUUUAUUCUUAUUGUAAAUGUAGGUCUACCUAUAAGUAGAGUUCCCUACUUUGAGAAAGAAACAUACACAUAUUAUAUUUGUCUUGAUUUUACACUAACUGAAUGGUUUUAUUGUGUUAAUAUUGAUAUAUGUGUUUUAUCUGGGCUAUAAACUCUGCGCAAUGGUGUUGUCUGCGUAUUUGCUUUAGAUAAAUGGCACAAUGCUGACAUCUUCUGGUAUGGGCACAGCUUUUACAUCUCCCGUCCUUGUUGAAGCUUUAGGCUUCUUAUAAACUGCGACAAAUGGUGCAAGUCAGGAUUAUUUAAGGGAAGACACAAUGCAGCAAACGUUUUUUUUUUGCCGAGUCAGAGACGCGGGUCGAUGCGUUCAUUGGCUGUGUCCUUGCCUCACCCCAAACAGAUUUCGAGGAGGACUAUUGAACAAGUGUGAAGAGGCUGCCCUCGAAACAGUAUACACUGCGUCAGAAUAAAUUAUUUCACAGAACAAUAAUAGCCUAACCAUUGGCGCAGAACGGUCUCCAACAUAUCCAUUUAUUUUCCCUUUUACAAGGAGACAGGAUGACUUCACACUUUCAAUUGUUAUAGCAACGAUAUUGUAAUGCAAUCUUAAAGUGCGUUAAUGUGUUGUAAAUGUACACACGUUUAAAUGUCCUUGUGAUAUAGCCUAAUUACCAGGAACAAAAUACAAAAUUGUAUUUUUUUUAUAGUUUAGUAUUACUUUAAGAGGGUUGGGUCCUUUUGGAGACCUGUCCUCCCUGCACCAAAAAUAGAUAACCAAGUAUUAUUUCAGAGUACCACAUAGGCCUAGGUAAUAACAGCUCCUAACCAGCUCAUGUCUCUUGGUCUUGGUUUCUGCAGGAGACCAUCCACCAGCUGGAUAAUGAGCUCAAGGGCACGAAGUGGGAGAUGGCGCGUCAUCUGCGCGAGUACCAGGACCUGCUCAAUGUCAAGAUGGCCCUUGACAUCGAGAUUGCUGCAUACAGGUACAGUGCAACGACAGUGUGCUAAUUAGGCCUAUCAUUGAUAAAAAAAUAAAAAUACAAUUAAAAAACACCUCGAAAAAAGAUUUGUACUCAUUAAGGAACAAAACAAUUGUAUUUCAUCAUGUGUAAUAAAAAAUAAACAUCUAAUUUCUACACUUAACAAAAAUAUAAAUGCAACAUGUGUUGGUCCCAUGUUUCAUAGCUGAAAUAAAAAUUCCCAGAAAUUGUCCAUAUGCACAAAAAGCUUAUUUCUCUAAAAUGUUGUAGAUACAUUUGUUUACAUCCCUGUUCAUUAUUGUGGUGCUGAGGAGUAUUUCUGUCUGUAAUGAAGCCCUUUUGUGGGGAAAAACACAUUCUGAUUGGCUGGGCCUGGCGCCCUAGUGGGUAGGCCUGGCUGCCAAGCGGGUGGGUCUUUACGCUCCCAGGCCCACCGUUGGUUGCACCCUUGCCCAGUCAAGUGAAAUCCAUAGAUCAGGACCUAAUUUAUUUAUUUCAAUUGACUGAUUUCCUUAUAUGAACUGUUACUCAGUAAAAUCUUUGAAAUUGUUUAAUGUUGUGUUUAUAUUUUUGUUCACUAUAUAUAGACCCUAACUUUUAUAUUAGGCCUACACUAUACUAUAUCUCAUUUUCUACUGUUCUUGCAGGAAACUCCUAGAAGGCGAAGAGACCCACUUUAGCACUUUCCCUUACCGCCAAGCUGUAACCUCCUCUAAGAAGUCCAAGUCUGGGCCUCCCAAACUGAAGGUCCAGCACAAGUUUGUAGAGGAGAUCAUUGAGGAGAUCAGGGUUGAGGAUGAGAAGUCUGAGAUUGACGUGGCCCUGGCAGAGAUUGCCCAGGAGCUGUCUGCCGCACUGGAGGCAGAGGCAGAGGCAGCAGAUGACAGAGAGGAGGAAGGAGAGGAUAAGGGAGAAGAGGAAGGAGAAGAAGCAGAGGGACAUGGAGAAGAGGUAGAGGGUGACUCAGAAGAGGUUGUGGCCUCCACUGAAGCCCAAGUGAGCUCCAGCGCCCCUGCUGAGGAGGAAGAGGAGGACAAAAAGGAUGGCGAUGAAGAUGAAGAUGGAGGAGAGGGUGCUGAGGAAGGAGAGAAAGAAGAAGAGGGUGAGAAAGUAGGAAAGGAUGAGGGUGAGAAGGGAGAUGAUGCAGAAGGUGGUGUUGAGGGAGAAGGAGCGGAAGAGGGAGAGGAGGAAGUAGAGGAGACAGCCCCAGAAUCAAAGGCCUCUCCUGACAAAGAGAAGGCUGGAGAGAAGGAGGGAAGCGGAGGAGAAGAGGAGACAGCAGAGGGAGAGGGAGAAGAGGAGGGUGGUGAUAAAGAUGAAGUUGCAGGUAGUGACAAAGGAUCCAAAGAUGGAGAUGAUAAGGAUGAGAAAGAUGAGAAGAAAGGCAAGGAUGAGAAAGAGGACAAAACAGAUGAGGCAGCUGUAGCCAAGACAGAGGCUCCCAAAACAGAUGCCCCCAAGAGUGAGGCCCCAAAAGCUGAGGUCCAGAAAUCUGAGGCCCCAAAGGUCUCCAAGCCAGACUCCCUGAAAGCUGAAUCCCCAAAGGCUGGGUCCCCUAAGUCUGAGUCACCAAAAGCUGGAUCCCCCAAACAUGAAUCCCCGAAAGCUGGUUCCCCUAAAUCUGAAUCCCCAAAACCCGGCUCCCCCAAAUCUGAAACUCCCAAACCUGCUGGAUCCCCCAAAUCUGAAUCCCCCAAGCCUGCUGGUUCCCCCACAUUUGAAUCACCCAAACCUGCUGGUUCCCCCAAAUCUGAAUCCCCCAAACCUGCAGGGUCCCCCAAAUCUGAAUCCCCCAAACCUGCAGGGUCCCCCAAAUCUGAAUCCCCCAAAGCAGAGUCCCCUAAGGAUGAUGCUCCCAAACCAGAAGCUCCAAAGUCAGAGGCCCCCAAGGCUGCAGAAGAGAAAGUAGACAAAAAGAGUGAUUCAGAGGAAGAGAAGGUAGAAAAGAAAGAUGCAGCUAUGAGCGGAGAUGUGGAAAAGAGUGCCCCAGAGGACAAAAAGGACGAUGGGAAGAAAGAGGAGACGGAUGUGAUCUCAAAUGGAGUGGACGAGAGCCCCACCAAAGAUGACCCCAACCAGAAAGAUGACCCCAACCAGAAGGUGGUCAUCACCAAAACGGUGGAGACCAUCACCACUGGAGAGGACGGAGCCAAGCAUGUCACUAAAUCAGUCACUGUCACCGAGACUGUGAAGGAGUCUGAGGAUGUGAUGCAGGAGAAGAUGAUGUCCAGCAAGAAGAUGGAGAAACAUUCUUCCCAGUCUGUCAAGGUGGUGACCGAAACCGAG